Molecule: messenger RNA, 2949 nt
Organism: Psammomys obesus (fat sand rat)
Lineage: Eukaryota; Metazoa; Chordata; Mammalia; Rodentia; Muridae
Product: spermatogenesis-associated protein 31A3-like
Exons: 1
Source: RefSeq, a predicted model, not a curated record
AUGCAGGCUUUCUUCAUCAAGCCUGAUGCCCAGGAGAUGCUGGAACUGCAGAUUCGCAAGAGGGUCAAACUAAACAUUUGGAAGGGGAAGGGAAAGGAAAGGCCCGACCUUGAGCUGAGCUGUCUGAGUAUGCUGCACCCCUACGGCGGCCAGCAGCCCACUGUCACCCCUCAUCCCUUCUGGAGCAGACACCGCAAGUCACAGCAGCUUUCAGGUCAGCAGCAGCUUUUGUACCAGAAUAGCAUAGGCAACGAUUUGCAGCAGAAACACAGCCAGCUUUUCUGGGGCCUCCCUUCUCUUCACAGUGAGUCCCUUGGGGCUACCGUCAGCAGGGCAGGCUCCCCACUAGACUCCUCCGCCAUCUUGUUCAAUGGACUCUCUCCUUACAUACGAGUUCACGCCAAUGUACCUGAGCAAGUCCGUUCCCUGAAGCCCUUGCUUCAGCCCUCGGUCCAGUCCCAACCUUUGACUCCAAACUUAUCCUGGUCCCGUUCUCCACCAGUGGCUGGAAUCCAAACCCAGGCCAGUGGCCCAUCCUCUAUCCCAAAGCUACCAUGCAAUUCACCUCCAACUAGGAAUUGUGGGGCUUCCUGCCCUGCACCUUCCAGAUCCCAAUCUGUCCCACCUGCUGUUCAACACCUUGAUUGCCACCUGCUGAAGAAGCACCAAGAAAGUAGGGGCACUUUACCGACCAGGGUUAAAAAGUCACGGGAAGCCUUUAAUCAACUCACUCCUAACAGCUGGUCCCCCGAGGGCCCGGGAUCUGUUCCCCACCUCCCAGGGGAGUUCAUUAACCCUGAGUUCCGGGAGCAGCUGGAACAACACUUAAAAAAGAGGUUCACGCAACACCAGGGACAGUGGCCCCAUGAAAUCCAGCCAUCUCUGCCUCUGAUAAAGUCUCAACACAAACUCCAAGGGAUGGGUCUGGCAGAAGAUGAUCACAGGACUUCAUGUCCUCCAGCCCUGGCAGAUGAAAGCAGCCAGCACCUACAGGGUGUCUCAUCACAGGGUCCAGAGAUGUGCAAGACGUGGCGGGACCCCUGCAAGGAUCUGACAGACUGUCAAGGAAGAUCUCAGAAAGAUCUGCACAGGAUCCCAGAAGGUUCCCUAGGGCAAGUUCAAGAUACCAUCUCCGAGACGGAGAUGGAGAGUUGCCAUGUGAAACACCCAAGAAGCGACUCACAAAGUCCCCAGCCAGUGAGACCGGGAAAGAACCAGCUGGAAGGAAUACUGAAAAACCACUUAGGCAGCAGCUGGAGGCAAGCCAAGGAGAGCAAGGUGCCUGUGGGCACUUGUCACGGAAUUCCUAUAAACCGUGCAUUGGUCCCUCCCGAAAACUCAGAGACACAUACGGGAACUGAGCAGAAUCCAUCCUUGAACGGUCAGGCCACCGUCAAGAAUACUUGUGAUGGGCUUUCCUUCCUAGAUCCUGGCACUCAGGUGGUGCUGGAAACACAUCUCACAAGACGCCUGGUGAGGCACAGAUGGAGCCUGCCCCUCAGAGGCCUCAAGACCAUCCAUGUUUUCAACAUGACCAAGGCUGUAGCUUUGCCGUUUCCACAGGCCCGGCCUCGUCUUUUGACAUGCUGGGACUCUACAGAGGACUCCAUUGACCAAAUGGGCAUCGUCCUGGGAGAAUCUCUUCAGAAAGACCCAGAAGAGGAAGUGACAACAAAAACAGACUUUAGUAGGCAGGCCUCUCCCACUGUGCAGCCUGAAUUCCUCACAGGGACUACACCUGCUGACAACUAUGGGUCCUCUGAGGCCCCUUCCACUGUCCAGGACAGUGAGGCUUUUCUGUCCACACAACACAGCCUUGUGGGCAGAGGCUGGCACAGUGAUAUGGUUCGUGGUCCUCGCACAUGCAACCUAGAGAAAAGUCCAAACCUAGUCCAGGCUGGUUGUGAGUCACAGGAGAGCCAGGGUGCAGCUUUAAGACCUCUCUACCAAGGGGUGUCAGUUCCGGAGAGCAGUGUGGCAUCCCAGUCACCCAGCACCAGAGGUAGCACAGACCUGGAGGAGGCAGAUGACGAGGAGUUCUGUGACUGGGCGCUCAAUAUGGCAAACUGUCAACCUCACAGUGAAAGUCUGAGGGAUUUAGAAUCUCUUCAGACCACCGAAAGUCAGUCCUCUUUUAGGACUCUCUUUCAGGAUCCAGAAGAUUCAGGCCUGAGCACACCUCCCCACUCGGCCACUGCCGUGGUCUUGCAGGACUGUGCCACUGGCACGUUCUCGCAUGUCUGUGUCCCCGAGGUUCUGCUUGCUGCAGAUCUCCUGGCCUCCACGUCUUCCCAGUCCAGCUUCAGGACUACCAGGAAACCAUGCUCCUGGGACAAGCACCCUUUCUUGUCACCAGAAGGGAAUGCUGCCAAUAUCCUCAAACCCCAGAAACCAUGGAUUAGCCAUAUCUUUGGUCCAACUCACGUGAAAGAGGACUACAGAGGAGCUGCGCCAACCUGCACGGUCAAUACUCAGUACAGAAAGUUUGGGGACAGGAUAAAAAAGAUGAUAAAAAUGUUGACCCCCGAAAACAAAGUGCGGGAGGGCUCCCUGCAAGACGUCAGGGCCUUAUCAACCACUCCUCAAAGCCGAGGGCCCGUGAAGAGCAGAGUGGCUGAGGCUCAGGGCCUCCUGACCACUGUUGCAUGGAUUCCAGAAGAGAAUCUGGGGGGUGGCCAUGCCGGCACUCCCUCAAAGAAAAGUUUGCCCAAACAACCACCCCAGGCUCCACCGGGGAGGCAUGUGUGCUACCGCAUGAGUUUUAAUGCUGAAACAGACAGGGCACAAGGAAACCCGAGCUGUGUUCACCACGGCAAUUGGAGGGUGUACAACCAGCCUCCCACAGCACAAGGAAGCCUUACCUGUGUUCACCAUGGCAAUGGGAGUGUUCACAACCAGCCUUUCACAGCACAAGGGAACCCAAGCUGUGUUCACCAUGCCAGUCGGAGG